Molecule: messenger RNA, 1527 nt
Organism: Exophiala mesophila
Lineage: Eukaryota; Fungi; Ascomycota; Eurotiomycetes; Chaetothyriales; Herpotrichiellaceae
Exons: 1
Coding region: 43-1527 (494 amino acids)
Source: RefSeq, a predicted model, not a curated record
UUCUGCCACUGCCUCCAACCUGGCCUUUGAGCAUUUCACAAAAUGUUGCGCUUCAACGUUCCCCUCUCGUUGCUUUUGAGCCCUAUGCUUGCUUGGGCAGCUCCCGUGAGUCCAUACAGUCAGCUAGAAUGGACCCAUUGCGAAGCCAACGCAACCAGCACACUCCUCGACUGUGCUACCUUACAGGUGCCCAUGAAUUGGCUGGAUCCCACCGGAGAGCAAAUCACACUGGACAUCACUCGGUUGAGAACAAACAGUCCUAAGAGAAUAGGAAGCCUGUUUGUCAAUCCAGGAGGUCCCGGGGGUGCCGCUGCCGAAUUAUGCGAAGGACAAGCGAGAGAUCCAGCUCUCUACAGUCAAACACUCCAGGAUCACUACGAUAUUAUAUGCCCAGACCCUCGUGGCGUAGGCAAAAGCUCUCGUGUCGAAUGCGAUCCCGAGCUUUGGGCUGAAACCCCAUCCUACUUUGUCGAAGACGAAGCGUCUUUUGAGAAGAUUCUCGAAUUCAAUAAAAGACUAGGUGCCGACUGCUUGAGCCGCACGGGACCCCUCAUGGGCUUUGUAGAUACAACAAAUGCCGCCAAAGACCUGGAAGCCAUACGAAUCGCCCUUGGGGAAGAAAAGCUGAAUUGGCUCGGCUGGUCCUAUGGGACUCAACUUGGCGCUGCAUAUGCCGAGCUUUUUCCCGAAAAGGUCGGAAAUAUGGUUCUCGAUGGCGCGGUGGAUCAUUCAAUGCGAGAAUUGGAAGGCUUUGUCAUGACCAAUUGGGCCAUGGAAGACGAAAUGAGACGGUUCUUCGACUGGUGCAAUUCCAACACCACUUGCGCUAUCUAUGGUGAGUGGGAUUCUGCUGACUUAUGGGACGGAAUGGUCGCAGAGGCCAAUCGAAACCCUAUACCGGCUCCCGGAUGCCUCCCCGAUGCCGAUACAGAGAGUGCUGGCAGAUGCCAAGCUACUGUGACGGGCUACGAUCUUAUCUUCAAUCUUGAGAACAAUUUUAUGAGUCCAAACGAAUGGAUUUGGGUGUCGAAUGCGAUGAAUGAAUCGCUAAAUGGCAAUGCAACACUACUGUCUCGACCCGAUCCCGUACCAGGAACCGGCGUGGACUAUCCAAAUCUCGCCAUUGGCUGUCUGGACUGGCAACCCAAUUCCACCACGUAUGAUGAACACAUUGCGCUGCAAAAUCUGGGCAGUGCCAUGUUCCCUCACAACCUCGGAAGUGGCAUGUCGAUGCAAUUCGCCACCACAUGUAUUGGCUGGCCAUUCAAGCCCACCAACCCUCAGCACUGGCUUGAUCCUGCCAAAAUGGCUUUGGCUCCUCCAAUUCUGGUGGUCAAUUCAGAGCACGAUCCUGCGACGCCAAUUUCUUGGGCUCACGGUUUAAUGAGACAGAUUCCUAAGGGCGUUCUACUUACAAGAACUGGUGAUGGACAUACAAGUUAUAUGGACAACUUGGCAGCUCGGGAAAUCAUGGACGCAUUCCUGGUCAAUGGGACGUUGCCUGCUCCAAACACGAUUGUGGAAUAA